CAGCUGCCCGUCCUUUCCCAGCUGCCCCUCUUGCUCCCGGCCAUCACCAUCGACUCCCAAUAUUUGCUAACCGUGAUCAUCACACCGCUCUCUUGCUUGCCUAUUUUUUCUGGACGUAGGGCCCGCAACACUCGGUGCCCUCUUCGCGAUCCUUAUGCCUAACCCCCCAGUUCUCAGGCGCAACAACAACCACAUACCGCGCGCCGCGUCCCCCCGCACUCCUACCUGCGGUUCUCCCGCUCAGCUCCCUAUUUUUCUGGCCUCGCCCGGUAAUAGGAAGAGCUCCGACAGCUGGACCAGCUCGAACGACCCUCGCGAGGAGAUCGAGGCAGAAUGGCAGUCUGAGCAGGUCCUGCUCCUCCUAAGGACUCUCGACGCCCUACCGUCUCAUACGCUUACUCCUUACAUCGGUCCUGUUCCUCCUUCCAACCUUCUCGAUAAGUUGGCCAAAGGCGUCGUCGAGGCCAAAACUACGUCGGAAUGGCCUCACUCCAUUCGCAAGACGCGUUAUAAACUUGUCGAGCUAGCUCGUCAACGCGCGAAGGAGGCUGUGCAAGAGGAUGCGCGCAAUGAGACUAUCGCUGAGGAAGACGGCGACCACCGCGACGUUUUCCAACCUACCACAAACACAGGCUCCAGAAGGCCCCUAUACAGACAGUCCAGCAUGGACUUCAUGGAGUAUGCCAAGAUGGAUCUCAGCACCACCGACCCUUACUCUCGGGUACUCGAACGUCUGCAAAGGGCCGAGCACCUCCAAUCAGCCUCCGGUCAUCACCCCUAUUGCCGUCCCGGCGGACGUAGUUCCUAUCCAGACUCGUUGCACCCUUCCACUCCCUCCUCAACUACCUUGAACUCGACUCGUUCUGCGCGUAGUUCACGUAGCUCCUUGCGUCGCACGACCUCUACCCUGUCGAUUUCUUCCACUGCACCUGAUUGGUACGUAGGAGCCGAUGCCGAGUGCGAUCGCGAAUGUGCUUCUCCAACCCGCUCCCGCUCCCGCCUUCGUAAACCACUCAAGCGCGCCCCGGACUUCGGAAUCUCUCAGACCCAGUACGACAAACCGACGGUCAAACAGAGAAACUCAACCGGUAGUAACUCUCUCUCGGGUUCCGACGAGGAAGAGAAGUUACGGUCCAUGAAGGCAAAGAAAGCUCGGACACAGAAACGAACUUCGGACGCUUCGUCUGUCGAUAUCUCCAGCCCGCGCGCUUGUCCCAAGUCUCCCGCAGAUAUCGUCAUGGCUUCUCCCGGUACCUUCUCUGCCAGCAACGACCCCGUCAAAUCCACGACCAGUCGGAAGACCAAGCAGCGGUCCUCCAACCCUUCUAAGUCCGCUGACAUCCGUUCCGGUACACCUACGACUUCACCGCAACAGCCUCGUGGUCGACGGGCUAACCUUCAACGGAACCCUUCCAUUUUCGGCCCUGAAUUGCCUAAUCCGCAAAUGACGCCUUCGCCACCGACGUCCGAGUACUACCCAUCUCCCUUGAUGCUCUCCUUGUCCCCUAAGAACUUCACCUCUCCCUCUCCCGCACCGAGCUUCAGUCCCACCUCGAUGAACUUCACCCCGAGUCCACGCUCGUCUUGCACGCCGACAAGGACGUUGAGACGGGUGAGGCAGACGGUGCUGAGGUCGCCUCGGAGGAUCAGUUUUGGGGGUCUUUUGCCGUCAGCGGACGAUGGAAACGUCCAGAACGCGAGUGAAAUGUACGGGUCGUUCUUGCUGGAACCGGUAGAAAUCAGGAUGUCGAACGGGCGGGAUGGUGGUGAGGAGAAUCCCGAGGGGAUUGGUCGUGGGCUGGGACUGGGAAGUGCGUUCCAGCUUCGUUGAACAGAGACUCAUAUAUUACUCGGUAGGUGCCUGUGAUCUACCGAGAUUGUACACUGUAUCAAGCAUCAAUAUCUACUUGCGCUGUGAUUUUUUUCUUUUUUUAUUCUCUUCCAGCGCGUUAGAGUAGACCUUUGACUCGCUCCUCACUUCAAUCUCUUCUGCUUAUUUCUUUUUUUCACCGCCGGUUCAACAUUUUCUUUUCGCUGUUCUGCUUUUGUUUUUCUUUGUUUUUGUCUUUGUUUGUGUUUGCCUUGAAUUUUCUUGAAUUUGUUCGAACCUUCGUUGACCGGCUGGUUCACGUUCCUUACUUUCUUGCUUUCCCCUCUUCUUUCUUUUUUCGUUUCUACUUGCUUGCUUGUUUCAUUCUUACUUCGCUUGCGAGUGCUUAUCCUCGCGCGUUUUCCCCCCUGUCAGUUUGCUUGUUUUUUUCUGCCCGGUCACACUUUUUACGUUGCUUCUUUGACCGGAUGUCCAUAACACUCUUUUAUUCCUCUGCUUUUGCUUCUCUCGUACAUACAUAACUCAUAAAAUCUUUUCACCCGCUUACCCUCUUCCUACCCCUCCUGCCCUCAAUUUCGACAGAGACAUCGAAACCUAUCUCCACUCAUGCACGACGCCUCUCUUACCUUUAUUACUGGGAGCGUCGUUCCCCCUUGACUUUCCCUUAACCUUCGGAAACGACCCUCUUCGUUGGUAGGGGGUGUAUCACUACCUUCAUCUACCGGUGUGGUCUUGCAGCUACACCCUUACGUUAUCCUUAUCUCCAACAUGUCCUCAGACACUUGUGCGCACUUCUGCUUCCUUAUUCUAUUUGUGCGCUCUUGCCGCCUUUCUUCCUUUCCUUGACUGUACAACAAACUUCUGUGCCCUGUCCUUUCUCGUAUACAUAUCUAUCCCCUUACGGUUCGUAAACUUUCUUUUCUUGGUUUCUUGUUUCUCUUUUCACUUUUCCCUCUUCCUUUCCUGUUCUUGUUUCCCCCCAAGCCGACCCUCUAUCACCUUCGACCUGCAUCCUACAACUCCGGACCCGUCAACGGCUUUCGAAUCGAUCUGGAUGCACGUCUCGCACAACGCUACCACCGAUAGUCUUCGCGAGGUCCUCAUUCAAAUUCGGAAUCCGUUGAUACUCUACUCCACCGCGCCUUCCUCGUCAAUCGAAUCCAGGAGCUCCCAACCAUCGCGAUGUCCAUGGUCGCUAUUCCUGGUCGAAUAUCACACAAUUCUUGGCUCCCCUGACGUUCCUGCUCUGGCGAUUGUUCUUUGGUUCUUUGUUCGUUGUACAUAUUUCUUCCCUUCGCCUUUGCCAUAUUGCAUUGGAAUGUACAGUGUACUCGUGUAACCAACUUGUCCUUCUCUUUCUCUCCUUUCAUCGAAGAUCUUGAUUUCUGUCCUCAAUUGUUCUUCUGGCUUGCCUCAACCACCGUUCCGUCCAUUCUCUCUUCCAUCUUCAUCUUUCCGAGCAGGCCGUGUAUUGACUAUCUCCAUUCAUUUGUCCGCGUUCUUGUUGUUCUUGUUCACUGCUGCCGGGUUCAGGCUUGUGCGCAGGACCCCUCCCACUUUCAUCAUUCACAUUUCCACCUGCUCGUGUAUUGAAUAGUAUCCAUUUUCCUUUCUUCGUUCCCUUGAGUCCCUGUU
Molecule: messenger RNA, 3466 nt
Organism: Stereum hirsutum FP-91666 SS1
Lineage: Eukaryota; Fungi; Basidiomycota; Agaricomycetes; Russulales; Stereaceae
Exons: 3
Coding region: 155-1831 (558 amino acids)
Source: RefSeq, a predicted model, not a curated record